UUUCCAAUUCUUCAAUCUAGCAACUCUGUGCAGCCAUGAAGUUCCAAAUUGAGGACGUAACAGUGUACUUCCCUUACGAUCACAUCUACCCAGAACAGUACGCCUACAUGAUGGAUCUCAAGCGAGCUCUAGACGCCAAAGGCCAUUGCCUCUUGGAGAUGCCUACUGGUACCGGCAAGACCAUUGCCCUCCUCGCCCUUAUCACCAGUUACGCCCUCUCCAAACCUUCCAAUCCCAUUAAACUCCUUUACUGCACCCGUACUGUCCAUGAGAUGGAGAAAACCCUAGCCGAGCUUCGCCUUCUCCAUGAUUACCAGCUCCGCUACCUCGGCCCUUCUGCUCGCAUCCUCGCUCUCGGUCUCUCUUCUCGCAAAAAUCUAUGCAUCAACCCUUCCGUCCUCUCCGCCAACUCUCGUGACUCCGUCGACGCCGCUUGCCGCAAGCUCACCGCCAGCUGGGUCCGUGCAAUGGCUGUAGAGAAUCCUGAUGUUCCUACCUGUUCGUUCUUCGAGAAUUACGAGAAGGCUGGUUCCGAUGCGGUCCUGCGUCCUGGGGUUUAUACUUUACAGGAUUUGAGGGCAUUCGGCAAGGAAAAAGGGUGGUGCCCGUAUUUCUUGGCACGGCAUAUGAUUCAGUUUGCGAAUGUUGUCGUUUAUAGUUAUCAGUACUUGCUUGAUCCAAAGGUCGCGGGGAUCAUAUCCAAGGAGGUGCAGAGGGAGAGUGUCGUGGUUUUUGAUGAGGCUCAUAAUAUCGAUAAUGUGUGCAUUGAGGCGCUUAGUGUGAGCGUGAGGCGGCAGACGCUUGAAGGAGCUACAAGGAAUCUCAACAGGUUGAAUCAGGAGAUCGAAAGGUUCAAGGCAACCGAUGCCAGCAGAUUGCGUUCUGAAUACAACCGGCUUGUUGAGGGUUUGGCACAAAGGGGAAGUCUAUCUCUCACCGAUGCUUGGCUGGCAAACCCUGCCUUGCCUGAUGACAUACUAAAAGAGGCUGUGCCAGGAAAUAUUCGUCGAGCAGAACAUUUUCUCUCUGUUUUACGAAGAUUGAUACAAUAUUUGAAAGGGCGUUUGGAUACAGAGAAUGUAGAGAAGGAGGGGCCUGUUGCCUUUGUUGCUUCCAUAAAUGCCCAAGCUGGUAUUGACCAGAAAAUGUUGAGGUUUUGCUAUGAUCGAAUGUACUCCCUCCUGUUGACCUUGGAAAUAACCGAUACUGAUGAAUUUUUGCAUAUCCAAACAAUUUGCGACUUUGCAACACUGGUGGGAACAUACACCAAGGGUUUUUCAAUCAUCAUUGAACCUGUUGAUGAGAGAAUGCCGCAUAUACCCGAUCCUGUAUUACAGCUCAGCUGUCAUGAUGCUUCUCUUGCCAUAAAGCCAGUUUUUGAACGGUUCCAGUCAGUUAUAAUAACUUCUGGAACUUUAAGCCCGAUAGAUCUCUAUCCUCGCCUUCUUAAUUUCAACCCGGUGAUUAGUCGAAGCUUUACAAUGUCAUUAACAAGGGAUUGCAUUUGUCCUAUGGUACUUACUCGAGGGAGUGAUCAGCUUCCUGUGAGUACGAAGUUUGACAUGAGGAGUGAUCCGGGUGUUGUGAGAAAUUAUGGAAGACUCUUGCUGGAGAUGGUGGCUGCUGUGCCAGAUGGGAUUGUUUGUUUCUUUGUCAGUUACUCAUACAUGGAUGGAAUUGUCAAUAGUUGGAAUGAAAUGGGAAUCUUGCAGGAUAUUAUGCAGCAUAAGCUUGUUUUUAUUGAGACCCAGGAUGUUGUAGAAACUACAUUGGCUCUGGAUAACUAUCGUAGGGCUUGUGAUUGCGGGAGGGGUGCUGUCUUUUUCUCUGUUGCCAGGGGAAAAGUAGCGGAAGGUAUCGAUUUUGAUCGACAUUAUGGUAGAUUAGUGAUCAUGUUUGGGGUUCCUUUCCAAUACACUCUGAGCAGAAUAUUGCUUGCUCGGUUGGAAUAUUUACGGGAGACCUUUCAGAUAAAAGAAGGCGAUUUUCUGACUUUUGAUGCACUGAGGCAAGCUGCUCAAUGUGUGGGCCGAGUCAUUCGUUCAAAAGCGGACUAUGGGAUGAUGAUUUUUGCUGACAAGAGGUAUAGUCGCCAUGACAAGCGGUCUAAAUUGCCUGGUUGGAUACUGUCACAUUUACAUGAUGCACACCUGAACUUGAGCACUGACAUGGCUCUCCAUAUAGCAAGAGAUUUUCUUAGGAAGAUGGCUCAACCAUAUGAUAAGACCAGAAGUGGUGGCAAGAGAACUCUGUUGUCGCAAGAGGACAUAGAGAAGAUGAGUAAUGAUGGCGCCACUGAAAUGUCAUUUUGAUUAGCGGUGAGACUGUAGACCCAUUUGGCCAGCCAAACUAUUUUGAAUCCAAUCUAGGGAGUGUUAGAUGUACGUAUCUUCCCAACUAUUGCUCUGUACAGAAUAUUCUUGCCUGGCAAAUUAGGGAAAUUUUGAUGGUGUGGAAGGUUGUCUCAACUUUACAUUUUUUUUUGGUGAGUGGGUGUAUUUAGAGGUUGUCUUAUCUUGAUACUACAUUGGGAAAAAACUGGAAAAUCAAAGCUUUAGGACAUUGAAUAAUGCAGCUGAGCAGGUUAUUGUUUGUUAUAAAUACUGUUUUUCUGUUGA
Messenger RNA from Telopea speciosissima, 2618 nucleotides. RefSeq names its product general transcription and DNA repair factor IIH helicase subunit XPD. The transcript is spliced from 11 exons. Gene Ontology annotation, biological process: positive regulation of mitotic recombination; transcription by RNA polymerase II; nucleotide-excision repair. NCBI's taxonomy places the organism in Eukaryota, Viridiplantae, Streptophyta, Magnoliopsida, Proteales, Proteaceae. The coding region runs from base 36 to 2312 and encodes 758 amino acids. The record is from RefSeq and is a predicted model, not a curated record. Gene Ontology annotation, cellular component: nucleus. Gene Ontology annotation, molecular function: DNA helicase activity; damaged DNA binding; hydrolase activity, acting on acid anhydrides, in phosphorus-containing anhydrides.